Molecule: messenger RNA, 567 nt
Organism: Dujonia railenensis
Lineage: Eukaryota; Fungi; Ascomycota; Pichiomycetes; Serinales; Debaryomycetaceae
Source: the annotation of a GenBank genome assembly
AUGAAAGCGCAAUAUAUUAAUGCAAUUCACCCAGAUUUUGAUACUUCCCUACAACUCGAUCUCAGCAUACCUGAGACUAUUGCUCCCGAAGUCGUUGAGGAAAGACACACCAAAAUUAUAAGGCUACCUACUAUCAAAAGAAAAGAGAGUGAAACAACAUAUAAUGAGGAAAGUGAGCGGGUCAGCGGGAACAGCUUAGGUGUAACCAUAAACAGAAAGGAAACGACCUCAUUUGAGUUUACUUCUUCAUCUGACCCUUCCUCCUUCGAUCUAAACAAGCCAAUUAGAAAGAAGCUCAGACUUAGGGACAACGAGAGCGAGAAACCCAAAAAGAAACUAAAGCUUCCCCAGUAUCUGCCUCCACCCUUCUUCCUGUCAUUCUACCAGCACGUAAAUGACAGUUGGAUCAAUGGGAACUAUUCAACUACACCGAAAUAUAUACUGAAAAGGCCAAGAGUUCCCAAAUGUAAGACUAAUACAAAUAUGGCAACGUAUGUGCAUAGGUUAUAUGUGUACGAACAAUUUAUGAAGUUGAAAGGAGACAGUAGUGACUCUUCAAUAAAUUAG